CAGGAAGGUGGAGGCGGACCUGCCCCACAUUUCCUCACAAACAAGCCGCGCUGCUGGGCCUCUCCGUCUUUUUGGACGGGACUUUGAGCAGAAGCUGCAGGAAACCUUUCAGAACCCCUCAGGAGGAUGCCGAGUCAGCUGGAAGGCGCCAUGGGCGCGCUCAUCACCGUUUUCUACAACUACUCCGGAAACGACGGAGACAAGCACAAACUCAACAAAGGCGAGCUGAAGGAGCUCCUGCACAGCGAGCUCACCGACUUCCUCACGUCCCAGAAGGAUCCGCUGCUGGUGGAGAAAAUCAUGAACGACCUGGACUCAAACAAAGACAACGAGGUGGAUUUCAACGAGUUUGUGGUGCUGGUGGCCGCCCUGACCGUCGCCUGCAACGACUUCUUCCAGGAGCAGAACAAGCACGCCAAGUAGACGUCUGCAGAGGUCCAGCUGGGCACCAAACACAGACCUAUUUUUGACCAAAUAUGCUUAAGUCUCAUCCCCACCACUUGAUGUGAUGAUAUAUUGUGUUUACUGCAAAUGUGAGUGAGAAUAAAGCAGAAGAACAAAGUGUCCUUUCCAUGCUGCAUCUGCUGUCACGGAGCUUUGAUUUGCUACAGCCUUGGAUUCAUUUCAGCUCCUGUCUGAGUUUUUCCUCCUCCAGACGUCACAUAACGACUCCUGCUAGAAAUAAUUCGGUGACAUUUUACUUAAAAAAAACAAAACUUUUCUGUGGCAGUUCGUUGAAGCAGAUGUUCCACAUUAAAACUGCUGGACUCAAUUUUAAAUGUCAAUGGUAAAGUAUGCUGUGUUUUUCCUGAUGCUGCAGUUUGUUGGUGUUUAAUUUCCAAAAUAAAAGGCUUUACCUCAUGUGA
Oryzias latipes (Japanese medaka) is the source of this 866-nucleotide messenger RNA. It is a transcript of the gene s100z, whose product is annotated as S100 calcium binding protein Z. Gene Ontology annotation, molecular function: calcium-dependent protein binding; calcium ion binding. The record is from RefSeq and is a predicted model, not a curated record. Lineage: Eukaryota; Metazoa; Chordata; Actinopteri; Beloniformes; Adrianichthyidae.